AGCUCGGUGCUAUCCAGUUAGAAACCAUUGUACUACUAGACCGUACUGAAGUACACAGAGACGAAUACUAUAAUAACUUGUUAAAACCUGAGCGGCACAAUCAGAUUUAGCCAGUAAAGCAUAUUUUCGAGGAACUAAAGGAAAAAAAAGACGCUUACUAAAGCCGAACGACGACUAUAUUCUUCACCCGAAACGCUAGGCGGAGGGAUUCAACUGACUUGAGCAGACAUCAGAAGAGGAAAAGCCACCGUCUGAAUCCGCAUCUACUGCUCAUUCGCUAUAAAUUUUCAUUUUCCAGUUGAGCUUGGCUUUUCUCUCAGGUCUGCGCCCUUAUUUAGAUGGCCAGCUUCCCAGACUCUGUAAACGAAAAUGAUAUAGGUAAGGCAAAGUUCAUUGGUGAACUCCUGGUGCCUGUUGCUCCCUUCGACCAGAAGUCUGGGCGCGAGGCUUGGACAGUAGCCUUUGCACCCAAUGGUUCCUACUUUGCUUGGUCUCAGGGGCAUCGCAUUGUCAGGCUCGUUCCCUGGACAAAAUGCCUGAAGAACUUUUCAGCGGGCCAAGAUGGAGAGGCCACCAAUGCCUCAAGCCCCCGCCGUUUGUCGCGUCAGAACAGUGGCGGAGGCCAGGUCAUCCCGGCAAGCAGUGAGCCCCGCGAGCACACCAUCGACUGCGGUGACAUAGUGUGGGGCUUGGCCUUCGGCUCCUCGGUGCCAGAGAAGCAGAGCCGCUGUGUUAACAUCGAGUGGCACCGCUUCAAGUUCGGUCAGGACCAGCUGCUACUGGCAACGGGCCUCAACAACGGUCGCAUCAAGAUCUGGGAUGUUUACACUGGAAAACUGUUGCUGAAUCUGAUGGACCAUACUGAUAUAGUGCGAGACUUGACCUUUGCUCCUGAUGGCAGUCUCAUGCUGGUGUCUGCAUCCAGAGAUAAGACCCUCCGUGUGUGGGACCUCAAAGAUGAUGGUAACAUGGUGAAGGUAUUGCGGGGGCAUCAGAACUGGGUGUACUGCAGCGCCUUCUCCCCUGACUCCUCCAUCCUGUGCUCAGUCGGCGCCGGCAAAGCAGUGUUCCUAUGGAACAUGGAUAAGUACACCUUGAUCCGGAAGCUGGAGGGGCACCACAAUGAUGUGGUGUCCUGUGAGUUUUCACCAGAUGGGGCGCUGUUGGCCACCGCCUCUUAUGACACCCGGGUCAUCGUGUGGGACCACCAUAAGGCCACCAUCUUGCUGGAAUUAGGCCAUCUCUUCCCUCCUCCAUCACCUAUUUUUGCUGGAGGGGCAAAUGACCGCUGGGUUCGCUCUGUGAGCUUCUGCCCUGACGGCCGCCACAUUGCCAGCAUUACGGAUGACAGGCUGGUUCGUUUUUGGAGCAUAGAGGAAAGGGCUCCUCAGGCCAUUGCCUCGCUCUCUAAUGGCCUCUGCUGUGCCUUCUCUGCUGAAGGAAGUGUCCUUGCUGCUGGGACUCGUGAUGGCAGUGUGCACUUCUGGGAAUGUCCUCGUAGCAUUGCCAGCCUGCAGCACUUGUGUAGGAUGUCUCUUCGCCGGGUAAUGACCACCCAGCAGGUGGAGAACCUGGCCAUUCCCACGCCACUCCGCGACUACCUGACCUACAAAGUCAUCUGAUUCCCCCACCCAUCAUCCCAGCACAAUCUGACCCAAUUGCACCUGCUGCAGCAGCAUGCUGGAAACCAAGAAUUAUUUUCUGAAAUAUAAACAGUUUUUCAUAGAACUUUGUUGAACAAUCAAAAGCAAUGAGGACAGGAGAAAAAAGGUUUCUGUUUAACUAGCGGCCUCGACUGAAACCCCCACCACAUCCACCCUCAGCAGGAAAUUAUGUUGUUUUGUAAAUAUUUAUUUUUGUAAGUAAAGGAGUGCCCUGGGUCUAGCGCACCAUUCAUACCUGUAAGGUCAAGUUCUUUCUGAGGCCUCCAUCACCUUGGUGUGGCACCUGUAAGUGUUCAGCUCCUCUUCCAGCUGGCUGCAGCUCUCCACCAGGUUCAGUAAACCCUUCAUCUUUUCUUCCAACUUGAAACGGCUAUUGCACUUAUUGUCAGAAGCUUUGCAGCUGUGCUUGCCCUUAAUGUCAGGUUUUCUGUUUGCACGUGGGUGAGCUAAAGGGAAGAGACAUAUGGGACACAAGACACAUGUUUAAGGAUGCAGAGUUUUCAAGGCCAUUACUCAGAUCUGUGAACCACUGAUGUAGUGGAUGUAUAGUAUCUUUACAUUACAUUAAUGUCAUGGCAUAGAAGAAAAACAGUCAAGCGGUUAUUGGUCUCUUUUUUUUCACGUUUUUUGAAUAUCUCUGAAAUAGUACUAACACCGCAAUGACACACUCGCCUGACUCUAAAAACACAGAUUUCUUCAACAAAUCAGCCCUUGACUGAUCCAAUACAAUAUGUAACAUUGUUUCAAUUCAUUUCUGCAGUUUGGUGACACAAGAAACAGGCAGAGCAAGAAUUCUCAAUUAUUAGCAGCAGCAGAAGCUAGCUAUCAGGCUAGCUGUUUCAAUAGCCAAUGUGAGACUGAUAAAUGGUGCAGGCAGAUUUAUUGGUAGAUGGUAGAUGUUAGAUGUUAGCUCAUUGUAAAUAGAUUGGUAUUGGCAUAUUCAUCAGCUGGUAAAUAACAAAAAUUGAAAUAGAGAAAAACCAAAGAUCCUUUUUUGAAAUGGUGUCACUGUUUGUCCAACAAAGUAGUGAAGUUUAUUUUUUUUUUUCAACUGUAAAAUGUCCUGCCCAUGACACUUGUUGGUAACAAUUGUUAGGUAAAACUAAUUUAAAGUAACUAAUAUAAUAUUAUUGGAUUUAAAAAACAAAAAAACAAUUUAAUUAUCAAUAUCGGUAUAAACCACAACCACAAGGAGAUCUGUUGGUUUAGCAGAGAAUUCGGGGUUAUGUUUAUUAAUACUUGUGUAACACGACCUUUAGGACCCAUUGUCUUUGUUUUUGCUUUAAAGCUACCCUGUGGAGUUGGGGUUAGAUUUAGGGUUGUGACCACUAGUAUGGAGCAAAGUUUUAUUUAGGGGCGCCCCUUUAAAAAAUUGUCAGUCGGAGGCCCAUCAGUCAAAUGAGAUUGCUUCAAGUCGAGUUUUUUUUUUUUUGGUGGCUAUUAACUGUGCCUUGCAGGAUUUGCUGUGGAGCGAGCACUCUUGACUUUGACACUACUCUUUGGUACAGACAGCUGCAGUCCUGAUGGAGCAGCACAGAGAAGGAGAAACUCUGCACUGUAAGGCUCUGAGAUAACACUGUCUUCACUCUUCUGCUUGGCAGUGGUGAAUUUACAACUCACACAGUCUCUGGCUUUUGUUUGAUAUCUAGUGCCAGCAAAAAUGUUGUAGCACAGUUAAAUCUGUUGUUAGUGCCGCUAGCUAGUUUACUAUAUUACAUGAAUGUCAGUGUCACACUGAACAUCCCUCUGAGCCCUGUUAAAACUUACAAACUUUUUAUGGAAAAUCGUUGAAUAUUCUUAAGUCUGACAGACAUAAGCCUGAGUUGGGUACAGCCCUAAAUGAGUAGGUCACUAUUUAUUUUGUAUUGAAUGCUUGAGUGGUCAACAAGGCGACAUGUUCCUCCUAAUGGUUUCACAUUUUAAAACACAGUAAUGUAUCAACAAAGGCAGGGAGUAUAGUUAAUAGUAGAUGUAAACAAUGCAGGCUCUAGAAAGUCUAAAAUUGCCUUUGCAGAGCAGGAAUGCGUUCAACACAGCCAUCAGUCCUACAAACAGUGUUUUUGUGAGAAACGCUGAAUGUAAACAUAACUUCGUUUACGAGAAAACUCCACAGGGUAUCUUUUACAUCCUUCCUAAAAUGGCCCCUAAUAUGUGCUACCUAACUGCACUGUCGGGGUUUCAGCAAACUGCAAACCAACAUUUGGUCCAACCCUGACACACUGCAGGUGCAGUCCACCCACUGCCCACCUGAAUUUACGUGUGUGUGUGUGUGUGUGUGUGUGUGUGUGUGUGUGUGUGUGUGUGUGUGUGUGUGUGUGUG
This is a messenger RNA of Epinephelus fuscoguttatus (brown-marbled grouper), 3984 nucleotides long. It is a transcript of the gene wsb1, whose product is annotated as WD repeat and SOCS box containing 1. Bases 339 to 1622 code for a protein of 427 amino acids. The record is from RefSeq and is a predicted model, not a curated record. The transcript has 9 exons. Gene Ontology annotation, molecular function: protein binding. Gene Ontology annotation, biological process: intracellular signal transduction. Lineage: Eukaryota; Metazoa; Chordata; Actinopteri; Perciformes; Serranidae.